CGUCGCGCUCGCGGCGGUGAAGGCGGAGGAGGAGGAGGAGAGGAGCUGUUGUGACGCGAUGGAGGCGAUACCGGUGCCCCCGGCCUCUCCCGCCGCACUGGUGCCGGCUACCGCCGCGGGGCCCGUCGCCGUGACGGGGAAGGAGGUGGUGUCGCCGGCCCCGAGGCCCCCAAAGAAGAUCUUGGAUGAGGAGGCCUAUAUUGAGAGCUUAGAGAAAAUCAUCCAGCGAGACUUUUUUCCCGAUGUGGAGAAGUUGCGAGCGCAGAAGGACUAUCUGGAGGCUGAGGAAAACGGCGACUUGGAGAAAAUGAGACAAAUUGCUAUCAAGUUUGGCUCUUCCUUGAGCAAGUCGUUGAGGGACACACCUGCACCCUAUGUUACCCCAGCCACGUUUGAAACACCAGAAGUGCACCCAGGUGGCCUUGCAGUGGGAAAUAAAUCUAAAGCUGGCAUCAAGACUGCAGAGGAAGGAGAAGCAGAGAAAGAUGAUAAAGAUGCUCUUCCCAGCCUGGACACCUUCUUGGCAAAGCACACGAGUGAGGAUAAUGCUUCCUUUGAGCAGAUCAUGGAAGUGGCCAAGGAGAAGGAGAAAGUCAAGCACGCCUGGCUGUACAGCGCAGAGGAGGAGUACACCCGGCGACAAAAUGAAAACCUGGCACUUCCUUCAGCUGAGCAGCAAGCCCUGGAAAAUGUGAAAGCUGGUCUGGAUACCUGGGAAUACACAGCUCGAAACACCCUCAUGUAUUAUCCAACAGGUGUACCUGAUGAGAGUGAAGUCUUUAAGAAGCCCAGGGAAGUUGUGCAUCGAAACACCCGUUUUGUGAAGGACCCUUUUAGCCAAGCCGUGAGCAAAUCACAGCUCCAACAAGCUGCAGCCCUCAAUGCUCAGUACAAACAGGGCAAAGUGGGACCCGAUGGGAAAGAGCUGAUACCCCAAGAGUCUCCAAAAGUGAAUGGGUAUGGAUUUGUGGCUACCCCUUCUCCUGCCCCAGGUGUGAAUGAGUCGCCUUUUAUGACGUGGGGUGAAAUUGAAAGCACCCCUUUGCGUCUGGAAGGGUCAGAAAGACCAUAUGUGGACAGAACACCAGGACCAGCUUUCAAGAUCCUGGAGCCUGGGCGCCGUGAGAGGUUAGGACUCAAGAUGGCCAAUGAAGUGGCAGCUAAAAAUCGAGCAAAGAAGCAGGAGGCACUUCGAAAAGUGACAGAAAACUUGGCCAGCCUUACUCCAAAAGGACUAAGCCCAGCAAUGUCACCAGCUUUGCAAAGACUUGUAAACAGGACUGCAAGUAAAUACACCGACAAAGCCCUGCGAGCCAGCUACACGCCCUCCCCAGCCCACACAGGAACUCCUGGUUACAAAACCCCAGCCAGUGGGCCUCAAACCCCCCAGAGCACCCCACAGUCUAGGACAGUAUCUCAGACACCAGUAUCUCAGGAUACUACAUCCAUCACGGACAAUUUACUGCAGCUUCCCAAAAGAAGAAAGGCAUCUGAUUUCUUCUGAACAUUCCAAUCACCACCAGGGUGAUAGUGAUCUGGCUGUGCUCAGUGAGCUGUGGACUGGUUACUGGAAACUGGGAAAAUGCAGAUCAUUUCUUAAAGAUAUAUUUCUGUUUUUAAGAGAGCUGUGCAUUUAGACUCGUUUCUGUACAGCUACGUCUGUUUCUUAAAUGGGAUAAGCCUUUCUAAAAGGCUGAUCUGGACUUGGCUCCAGCUCAUCAAACUUGUUUGCGUUUGUAGUUUGCAGAAGAGGUGACGCAACCCUGUGUAUACUGAGGCAUGCCACAGAAUUUUAGAGGGGUUCUCUUUAACUUGAAUUUAAACUGAUGCACAAGUUUGACUAACGUCGUGAUCUUGUUAAAACCAGCGUUCCUUAAGGGGACCACAUUUCCUUCUUCUCUCCUUACAAUUUGCAGAAUGGGAUUUGCCUUGCUGCUUUUGCUCAGGCUUUUCUUCUGCAGGCUUUGGGCUUGCCCUGUUCUGCAGCUGGCAGAGGGAAGGGAUCAGAUUUGUUUUACAGCUGCUCUGUGUGUGAAUCCAGAGAGUUGAUGAUCACGAUGCAGGGGCGAGAGAGUCGUGCGUCACCCACCAGGAUGACAGUGCUGUUCCAAAGGACAGAGGUGGUACUUCUGAUAGCCACACCGGGGCUUUUGUUUGGUGUUUUCCUCCCAGUCUUCAAAACUUCUGGUUUUUAUAAUUGACCAA
This is a messenger RNA of Hirundo rustica (Barn swallow), 2205 nucleotides long. It is a transcript of the gene ESS2, whose product is annotated as ess-2 splicing factor homolog. Bases 59 to 1504 code for a protein of 481 amino acids. Gene Ontology annotation, cellular component: catalytic step 2 spliceosome. The transcript is spliced from 10 exons. The record is from RefSeq and is a predicted model, not a curated record. NCBI's taxonomy places the organism in Eukaryota, Metazoa, Chordata, Aves, Passeriformes, Hirundinidae.